Lucilia cuprina (Australian sheep blowfly) is the source of this 3695-nucleotide messenger RNA. RefSeq names its product mucin-5AC (gene Tie). Lineage: Eukaryota; Metazoa; Arthropoda; Insecta; Diptera; Calliphoridae. Bases 1 to 3435 code for a protein of 1144 amino acids. The record is from RefSeq and is a predicted model, not a curated record. Gene Ontology annotation, biological process: multicellular organism development; protein phosphorylation; positive regulation of kinase activity. Gene Ontology annotation, cellular component: signaling receptor complex. Gene Ontology annotation, molecular function: ATP binding; transmembrane receptor protein tyrosine kinase activity. The transcript has 5 exons.
AUGCAACGUGUUAAGAAUGGGAAAUGUUGUGGAAAGAAUGGUUACGAGCACUUGAACACUGUUUCCUCUACUACCUAUCGUCCUAUACGAUCAUCCGUAACACCUUCACUUACUUCGGCCCAAGAACGCGAGAGACGUCUUAUGCAUGUUUUAGCAGCACGACGCAGCGCCCUACAGCGACCGGGAUUUCGUAAUCGUAUUGGCACCACUGGACGUACAGCAACAGCUGUUGAAACGACCUCAAAAUCACCCACCGAUCCACGAUCAAUUUGCAUUCGAAAUUGUACGAAAAAUUUUACAAGACGAACCACAGCCAGCUGUAUGAGACAAUGUGCUAACUUCUCAAGAGUAGCUUCGAAUAUACCAGGAUCCUCGACAGUGGUGGUAAAAAAUUCCUCAAAAUCUGGAACGGGAACGGCUCAAGCGGGGGAAAGGGAUACCAAUGAAAUCUUAUUUACCGAUGAGUCGUCACAUGGCCUCUUGGUCAUAGCGAAGGAACAAAAUGAUACCUUGAAUCAUAUACCAGAUGAAAAUAAAGGUGGUACAGUGUCCAAACUGAGGGGAAGACGUAAGCCGCAAGCCCAAAUAGGUACAGUAACUUUGGCCACCACCUCCAUAGAAGACGAUGAAAUACAACCAUAUUUGUAUUUCGGACAAAAGUUGCCACCUUUAAAACCCAAUUCCUUAACCAUUACCGCGGUAAGUGAUGAUCAUCCGAAAUUAUUGGAGGUAUCUGUCGCAGAUGUGGAACCAUCCUCAACCACUCCAGUUAGUUUAACUUCGGCCUCUACUCUGUCGGCGGUAGAAAGAAGUCGUGCUCGCUUUAAAUACAACAUGAGAAAUGGUGUCAGUUUUAAUCGUAGAUAUAACAACAUAAAUAGAUCUACUACGCCGGAAGUACCUACAGAACCCAGAACUACUACUUUGAGAAUAGUAGCUGAAGUGGUGAAGGAACCUAAAAUUAAGAUAGCCUCAUUUUUGGAAAAGAUACGUGAUUCUACAUCACCUAAACCUUUUACAGAAGCUUUGAGGGAUGAACAGUUAUUUUCACCAUCAACACCUUUGAUAAUAACAGUAUUAAGUGAUGAGGAUAUGGUAACACCCACGACGGACUCUGGAGUGAUAUUUACCACAAAACAGGAGUCAACGAAAGUAGCUACCACUUUACCUACAACAACUGCCACACAACCAACAACAACCACUAGCACUACAACGACUACCACAACUACAAGAAAGCCAACAACCUCUACAACAACUACCACAGCGGCACCUACAACCACAACAGCUGCUACUACAACAACUACUAGCACCACUACAGCAGCCACUACCACAACGACUACGCCAACUACGACAACAACCACGACCACACCAAUUCCCGAAGCUUAUCAGCAGCCUCCAUCUACAACUACAGUUAAAACCACUACUCCUACAACUACUAGUACCAGCACUACAACAACCACUACCAUGUCACCACCACCACCUCCUACUCCUGUUGACAUCACUACAUACAAACCUUUACUUAGCGAUGAAGACGCCGAAGUUUUAAGGCAAUUGGGUCCCAGUCUAACACAACCCAUUAAUACAGACGACAGAACGAAUCUUAUAAUAUUUGUUAAUCGGACCACAGACACCUACCGACCUUAUCCCAAUCGCUUCAGUACCACAACAACUCCAAACCCUUAUCAAUCUAUAAUACCAGCCUAUUCACCUCAAGCAGCGACCACCGAUUCAUCGACAACUAUUCUACAUACAACCAUCUUAACAUCGAUAAGAUCAACAGUAAAUACACGUAAAGAAAUUAAUAAUUUCCAUACCACCACCCCACUGCCAACGGCUAGUUUACAAAAGGGACCUUUGUUAAAUAAUGAAAUGACACCCUCCUCUACCACCCUACAACCGGUGAUAACAGGCGAAAUAAGCUCGACGGUGGUGACCGAUGAUCAAGAGAUUUCUUUGGAAAUGCAACGUAUGAAUGUUGUUACCAUGGUUUUGGCAGGUAUAGGUAUAGUUCCACUAUUAGCCAUUAUUUUAUAUCUAUUACGCAACUAUUUGCUAAAACGGCCCAUUAAAGAUGAUGAAGAUUUUGAUGUUUGCAUCACGGAUCAACAGCCUAUAAGUCCAGUGAAAAAAAUCGAUUCAAAAUAUCAAGAAGAGGAUGAAGAUGAGGUGGAUCAUCAUAAAAAACUACCGCAAAGACAACAUAGCCUACACAGUAAAUUGGUAUCGGCUCCUAUGGCACGUGAUAACAAUCAUAAUGUGACCUUAAGUCAGCAGCAGCGUUAUGAUGAUAAAAGUUCGGUGUCCAGUGAUCAAGAGUUCGAACGCACUAAUAUACGUUUAAAGAGCUUGCUGGGAGAGGGAAAUUUUGGUCAGGUUUGGAAAGCGGAAGCUGACGAUUUAAGUGGUCAUUUUGGCGCUACACGUAUAGUGGCGGUUAAGACCAUUAAAGCUUGCAGCACCCAAUUGAGUCUUAAAGAUGAAGCACAUAUUAUGCGUAAAUUGGGUUCUCAUCAAAAUGUGGUUACUUUACUGGGAGCUUGUGUGGAUUCGGAACCUCAUAUGCUGAUUAUGGAAUAUGCUAUGCGUGGGCGUUUAUUAUCUUUGCUAAGGGCAGCUCGCAAUGCUACCAAUAUUUUACCGGCCUCUGUCCCAGGUGGCAGAAGUCUUACACCUUUGUCUCCUCGUACUUUGGCUGGUUUUUGUUUGGAUAUAGCUCGUGGCAUGGAAUAUAUUGCUGAGAAGAGAAUUGUUCAUCGUGAUCUGGCUGCCCGUAAUGUUUUGCUCGAUCAUAAUGGUGUUUGUAAAAUUUGUGAUUUUGGCAUGUCCAUAGAUUUGGAUGCAGAACGCAAACGCAAAGAGCUGGAAAAGAAUUGUGCAAAUGAAAUAAUGCGCAGUAAUUUCAAUAAAUUUAAAUUUGAUUUUGGACAAAAAUUCAUAAUGAAUCAUUGGCAAGGAUCGCCAAAAGAUUGCAGUGAAAAGAAAUCACAUGGACAUGAUACCAUAGGCAAGAGGCCAGCAUUACCCAUUAGAUGGAUGGCACCGGAAGCAUUACAAUAUAAUAUAUUUAGUACCGAAACGGAUAUAUGGGCAUUUGGUAUUGUAUUGUGGGAAAUAGCAACAUUGGGAUCUACGCCUUAUUCCCAAAUAACGGGACGUGAAGUUAUACGUAGAGUACCGCAAGGUUUACGACCCGAUUUACCCAAAGAAGGUCGCCAUGAGUUUUAUAAUUUAAUGUCACGCUGCUGGCAUAAGGAUCCCCAAAUGCGUCCCAGUUUUUGCCAGUGCAGAUUGGAAAUAUCACGUUCUUUACACAAAUGGGUUGAUGAUGAUUCAGCCGCCUCGGAUUAUAUGGAUGUUAGUGGUUUUAGUGAAGAUCUCGAACAGGGCAUGGUCUAUUUUAAUCAUCGUAUAUCAGAGUUCGAAUGUGAAAUAUGACAUUAGGAGAACUGAUCCCCGCAUCCCCCUCUCUCUCUCUCUCUCUCACUCUUUAUAGUUCUGCAUAAAUGCUUUAAUCUAUAUCACUUUAUCACUUUAUUCUAUAUAAUUCUUCACCCCUUUAACCCUCAUUUUCAUCAAGUGCUCUUAGCAGUAUUAUUUUUAAAAUUUUUCUUAUAUUUUGGUUUUCUUGGCUUUUAAAGUGCUAAAAAUUAUUUUGUAUAAAGAAAUUCGAUUUUUUUGUGAAAAAGGUGCUUUAA